GUCCGGACCCCAAGGUCCCACGCACCGGCCAGUGAAAGACGCCUUCCUCUUCCCGCCCUCUUCUUUCCCUCGCCGGCCAGCACCAUGGGAUGUAAUAUGUGCGUGGUCCAGAAACCGGAGGAGCAGUACAAAGUGAUGCUUCAGGUGAACGGGAAGGAGCUCUCCAAGCUGUCUCAGGAACAAACCCUGGAGGCCCUGCGUGCCUCCAAAGAGCCCCUGGUGAUCCAGGUGCUGAGACGCAGCCCCCGUCUGCGGGGGGACAGCUCCUGCCAUGACCUUCAGCUGGUGGACAGUGGCACUCAGACCGACAUCACCUUCGAGCAUAUCAUGGCACUGGGCAAGCUGCGCCCACCCACCCCACCCAUGGGCGUCUUGGAGCCGUACGUCCUCUCUGAGCUCCCCCCCAUCAGCCAUGAGUAUUAUGACCCAGCGGAGUUCAUGGAGGGCGGCCCACAGGAGGCAGAGCGAAUGGACGAGCUGGAGUAUGAGGAGGUGGAGCUGUGUAAAAACAGCCACCAAGACAAGCUGGGCCUGAUGGUCUGCUACCGCACAGAUGAUGAGGAGGACCUGGGCAUCUACGUUGGAGAGGUAAAUCCCAACAGCAUUGCAGCCAAAGACGGCCGGAUCCGUGAGGGAGACCGAAUCAUCCAGAUUAAUGGAAUGGAUGUCCAGAACCGAGAGGAAGCAGUGGCCAUCCUGAGCCAGGAGGAGAACACCAACAUCUCCCUGCUGGUGGCCCGUCCUGAGAGCCAGCUAGCAAAGCGGUGGAAAGACAGUGACAGAGAUGACUUCCUAGAUGACUUUGGGUCUGAGAAUGAAGGGGACCUCCGUGCCCGGAAGCUGAAGUCACCCCCUGCCCAGCAGACUGGAAAUGAUGAGAAGGGGGCUCCUGAAGGGGGCCCACGACUAAGCAACAGCCAAGAGCUGGACAGCGGGGUGGGCCGGACUGAUGAGAGUACCCGCAAUGAAGAGAGUUCCGAACAUGACCUGCUGGGGGAUGAGCCCCCCAGUACCACCAAUACCCCUGGAAGCCUGCGCAAGUUUGGCCCACAAGGGGAUGCCCUGCAGAGCAGGGACUUCCACUUCAGCAUGGACUCUCUGCUGGCCGAGGGGGCAGGACUGGGAGGGGCUGACCUUCCUGGGCUCACUGAUGAGGAGUAUGAACGCUACCGGGAACUGCUGGAGAUCAAGUGCCACUUGGAGAAUGGCAACCAGCUAGGAAUCUUCUUCUCCCGGGCUUCCAGUGGGAACAGUGCCCUGGAUGUCAACCGCAAUGAGAGCCUAGGCCAUGAGAUGGCCAUGCUGGAGGAGGAGCUUCGGCACCUAGAGUUCAAGUGCCGCAAUAUCUUGCGGGCACAGAAGAUGCAGCAGUUGCGGGAGCGCUGUAUGAAGGCCUGGUUGCUGGAGGAGGAGAGCCUCUAUGACCUGGCAGCCAGUGAGCCCAAAAAGCACGAGCUGUCUGAUAUCUCUGAAGUACCAGAGAAAUCAGACAAAGAUAGCACCAGUGCCUACAACACUGGGGAGAGCUGCCGUAGCACUCCACUGCUCAUGGAGCCUCUGCCUGAGAGCCCCCUGAAGCGAUCUACUGCUGGCAAUUCCAACUUGAACCGGAUCCCUUCUGGCCCUCCUGUCAUCACCCACCCUAAAGGGGCUCCUUCACCAGCCAAGUUUCGAUCACUCUCUCGGGAUCCUGAGGGGGCCCGGAGACCGCACACAGAGGAGCGUGUCCGCCGCAGUGCCAAGACAGGUAUUACACUGGAGCGUGUAGGCCCUGAAGGCAGCCCUUACCUCUCCAGGCGCCGUCAUGGCCAGGAGAGUGAGCACUACCACAGCUGUGUGCAGUUGGCCCCACCACGCACACUGGAGGAUCUGGGCCAUGGCUCCUUGAGCUUGGCUAGUGGUCCUCGGGUAAGUGGGGUGGUGGCUGCAGCUGUUGAAGCACCCCGCAUGGAAUGGAAGGUGAAGGUGCGAAGUGAUGGAACCCGCUAUGUGGCCAAGCGGCCUGUGCGAGAUCGGUUGCUGAAGGCGAGGGCCCUGAAGAUUCGUGAGGAACGCAGUGGCAUGACCACUGACGAUGAUGCAGUAAGUGAGAUGAAGAUGGGCCGCUACUGGAGCAAGGAAGAGAGGAAGCAGCACCUGAUCCGAGCAAGGGAGCAACGAAAGCGGCGUGAGUUCAUGAUGCAGAGCCGCCUGGAGUGUCUAAGGGAGCAGCAGAAUGGUGACAGCAAGCCUGAGCUCAACAUCAUUGCACUGAGCCACCGUAAAACCAUGAAGAAGCGAAACAAGAAGAUCCUGGACAACUGGAUCACCAUCCAGGAGAUGCUGGCCCAUGGUGCCCGCUCAGCUGAUGGAAAAAGGAUCUACAACCCUCUGCUCUCUGUCACCACUGUCUGAGCUGUCCCAGCAGGAGCCCAGUGCAGGCCUACAGAGCCUGACCUUCACCCUUCCUUAGAAUCUAGUAUGUGUCUGUGUGUGCUUGCACGCUGUGCUCAUGCACACUCCUGUAUCUGUACGUGUGCACAGGACUUUGGUAAUAGAAAGCCCCUAAAAGGAACCCCUCUCUCUCACCACCUAUUUUCUUUUACCCAAUAGGCUAUGCCAACAGCCAGCAUAGAGGGUAUACCCAUAAAGGGCACCUGUGUGUGCAUGCAUGUUUGUGUGGGCACACAGUGUUCUUGGUUUGUUCUUGGAGACAGGGAACUCAUUACAGAGAGAGGUGAGGUGGACUGUCCUAAGCACAAGAGAAUGAC
This is a messenger RNA of Phodopus roborovskii (desert hamster), 2750 nucleotides long. RefSeq names its product PDZ domain containing 4 (gene Pdzd4). The transcript is spliced from 8 exons. Gene Ontology annotation, molecular function: protein binding. The coding region runs from base 85 to 2394 and encodes 769 amino acids. The record is from RefSeq and is a predicted model, not a curated record. Lineage: Eukaryota; Metazoa; Chordata; Mammalia; Rodentia; Cricetidae.